AUGCCAGAAUUACAAAAGCAGGUUGAAGGAUUAACUAAGAAAAAAGAAGAUCUUCUAUCAAGGGUUUCUAGGCAAGAAUAUGCAGUCAACAAAGAAUCACAAAGGAAAAUUAAUCCCAAUUAUGAUUCUUCUUUUGUGGUUUCAACAAGUAGGUUUAAUGAUAAUGAGCUUGCUAUUCAUAUUUCUUCUUAUGAGGCUAACAACAUUCCAUUAUCAGAGAUCUUGAUGUGCUUAGAAAAUAAUGGACUUGUUCUACUAAAUUCUUCUUCUUCGAAAACAUUUGGAGGGAGACUCUUUUACAACUUGCAUUUUCAGCUGGAGAAAACUCAAAGUUUAGAGUGUGAUGUUCUAAUUCAGAAGCUUCUGUCAAUAUAUGAGAAGCAAUGCAAUCAUUCUAGUGUUGGAAGAUAAAAAUAAAAGGCAAAAUAGCUUUUUGUCCCGUAUGAUAACUUCAGGGUUUAUUUUGGUCUCUUAAAUUCAAAAAGUUUUAUA
Molecule: messenger RNA, 492 nt
Organism: Vicia villosa (hairy vetch)
Lineage: Eukaryota; Viridiplantae; Streptophyta; Magnoliopsida; Fabales; Fabaceae
Product: transcription factor ORG3-like
Exons: 2
Coding region: 1-411 (136 amino acids)
Biological process (GO): regulation of transcription by RNA polymerase II
Cellular component (GO): RNA polymerase II transcription regulator complex
Molecular function (GO): RNA polymerase II transcription regulatory region sequence-specific DNA binding; DNA-binding transcription factor activity, RNA polymerase II-specific
Source: RefSeq, a predicted model, not a curated record